AUGCUGGCCUCUCUUGUGAACCUCGUCAUCGCCUCGGCGAUUGGCGUUGCGGCUCUGCCAAACGGCGAAAAGCUCAGCAACAUUGCUGGACGCGGUCUCUUCGCCCCUAUUGCGACCAGCAACCCAGCCGGCAUCUCUGGCGGAACCACUGCUACUGCCGCUGAUGGAGCUCCCGUGUCCUCCUUCUUCGCUGGACUGAAGCCUCCGUUCCCGACCAACUCCUGGUGGGCUUCCUAUGCCGCCACUCCCGGCAACGGCACCGCCUCGGGUCCUUUCCCGUAUGAGUCGCAGCUCGACGGCUUCGGCAUCAACUUUGGCUUCAGCAACAACCGCCAAUGGGACGGCACAUCCAUCAAGCAGCCCACGCAGAACGACUGGCGCGCCGGCUUCGUCGAGCACUCGGGCAACUUUGCCAACCACAAGGCCACGGCCUUUGACACGCACUCGGUGACGGUGCAGUACUUCCAGGGCGGCGCGUCCUUGACCUCUCCCCUGAUCCCUGGAUCUCCUUACAUCACGCUCCAGUACCAGGCUGCCACGCCUCUGCUGACGUCGCGAAACGGCGGCAUCACUUCCUUCAACGGCCAGAACCUUGCCAACGGCCAGAGUGUCACUGCUACCGGCACUUCGUUCACCGUUGUCGACUCUACCGGUACCACCUACGUGAUCUACGCUCUGUCUUCCAUCACCCUGACUGCCACCGCCACCAACGGCGCCCAGGGUACUAUCAAGGCCAGCGGCACUUACAACGGCGUCCUUCGUCUGGUCAGACUCAUCCAGGCCAGCCACAAGACUCUCCUAGAUCAGCACUACACCGUCUACCCGACCGCGGUCGGCUUGGACUACACCUUCACCACCACCACUGGCACCCUCAUCUUCAACUACAACACUGUUGGCGAUGGCAGCCAGCUGCUGAUGCUGACCUGGCCUCACCACCGUCUGUCUCUGCAGAACCCCAACUCGCCCCCGACCUCGUCUCUGGGCUACCUCACCACCAAGGGAUGGAUGUACCCUACCCUCGGCAACCAGUGGAAGCUCCUGUACCAGCUCAGCAGCAUUACCUGGAACCCUCCUCGUGCCCUUGACUCCUCUUGCAGCGCUUCUGUUAUCCAGGGUCUUCAGUACGAGAUUGGCCAGCUCAACGUCGCCAACGCUCCCGUUCCCAACGAGUUCUACUACUGGGGUGGCAGCCUUGCCGCCACUGCCCGUCUUGCCCUCAUUGCUGAGUCUGUUGGCCGUACUGACCUGAUCCCUCAAGUCACCAACUACCUCAAGGCUUCUUUCAACAACUGGUUCCAGCCCACCAGCGGAGCUUCUCCCGCUUACGAGACCUCUUGGGGCGGUGUUAUUGACAAGGCCGGUGCUACCAACUCGGGUAUCGACUUUGGCAACGGAUACUACAACGACCACCACUUCCACUACGGAUACUUCCUCACUGUUGCUGCCGUCAUUGCCAAGUACGAUGCUACCUGGUUGGCCCAGCACAAGGACUUUAUCAACUGGUUCGCACGAGACAUCAUCAACCCAUCUCCCCAGGACCCCUACUUCCCCGUCACCCGAUGCCGUGACUGGUUCGCCGGCCACUCUUGGGCCUCUGGAAUCGCCAACGGAGCCGGAAGCCGUGACCAGGAGUCCACCGGUGAGGCUGUCAACGGCUACUACGGUGCUCUCCUUUGGGCCACCGUCGCUCUGUCUCAGGACUACGUCAACUACGCCAAGCUCCUCGUCGCCACCGAGCAGCAGGGUGCCCAGGUCUACUGGCACUUGUACCCCCAGCAGAGCCAGACCGACCCCAACAACCCCUACCCCGAGCCUGCGCUCCGAAACCUGAUCACCAUUGGCAAUGUCGAGGACUGGCAGUCCGGUGCCUGGCUGUUUUGGGGCGACCAGAAGAGCGAGAUUGCCGCCAUCCAGAUGCUUCCCGUUACCCCUAUCAAUGAGGUCUUGUACGACACCCAGUGGGUUAACAACGUCUGGAACUACGCCCAGAACGAGAUUCUCGACCCAGCCAUUGCCGAUGACUGGCGUUGUGUUUUGAUUGCUGCUUACUCCAACGCCAACCCCCAGACCGCUGCCGCUUGGAGUGCCAACCUCACCACCUGGGGAUCUGGAAACACCUUCACCAACGAGCUCUUCUUCAUCGGCACUCGUCCCAACCCCAGCGGCAAGCCCAUCUGCGGCUCCAACUUCCCCCAGAACCCCUACGGCAACUUCAAGAUCCAGUCCGCCACGACCGGCCAGUGGGUUGUUCCCAACAGCGCCUCCUCCAACCUCGUUGCCUCCGGCAGCCAGGCCAACGCCGGCGUCUUCGUCAGCGCAUACACUCCCAACGCCGGCACCCUCAAGCUCACCAGCAACAACCAGUACGUCACGGCCGACCAGUCCGGCAACUUUGCCCUGCAGGCUGCCCGUGCUACUGCUUCUUCCUGGGAGGUCUUCACCAUCCGCCAGAAGAUUGGUGCUGCCUCUGGCGUGUACACCAUCAAGGCUGGUAGCAACAAGCUGUGGGUUGGCCUGGCUGCUGAUGGAUCGCUCGUUAACAACGCGGCCACGGAGGCAGCUGCCGCUGGUUUCCGCUUUGUUUCAUCAUAA
Trichoderma aggressivum f. europaeum is the source of this 2592-nucleotide messenger RNA. RefSeq names its product CAZyme family GH81. The coding region runs from base 1 to 2592 and encodes 863 amino acids. Lineage: Eukaryota; Fungi; Ascomycota; Sordariomycetes; Hypocreales; Hypocreaceae. The transcript is spliced from 7 exons. Gene Ontology annotation, molecular function: endo-1,3(4)-beta-glucanase activity. The record is from RefSeq and is a predicted model, not a curated record.